Phragmites australis (common reed) is the source of this 588-nucleotide messenger RNA. RefSeq names its product anther-specific protein SF18-like. The transcript is spliced from 2 exons. Gene Ontology annotation, biological process: defense response. Bases 1 to 588 code for a protein of 195 amino acids. The record is from RefSeq and is a predicted model, not a curated record. NCBI's taxonomy places the organism in Eukaryota, Viridiplantae, Streptophyta, Magnoliopsida, Poales, Poaceae.
AUGGAGAGGAUAUGCACAUCGAUUUCGCUGGCUAAUCAGGACCAAGAUAUGCAAUCAUGCACAUCCAUAAAUCUGCGCUACCUCGAGAGCAUCCACGACCAGGAUAUGCACAUCCAUUUUCAGGUGCAUGGAGGUGCCGAGGCCGAGCUGUGCACCUCGCACAGCAAGACCUUCCACGGGUGGUGCGGCAACAGCGCGAAUUGCGCAUCCGUCUGCGUCUCAGAGAAGUACACCGGCGGCUACUGCCACGGCGUUGUGCUCCGGCAGUGCAUUUGCACUAAGGACUGCGGAGGUGGCGACGGAGGCGGUGAAGGAGGUGAAACCCCGCCCGGCGGUGGUGAAGGAGGUAAAACCCCACCCGACAGUGGAGGAGGUAAAGUCCCGCCCGGCGGUGGUGGAGGUAAAACCCCGCCCGGUUGUGGAGGAGGUGAAACCCCGCCCGGCGGUGGUUGCGGUGGAGAAGGUAAAGCCCCGCCCGGCGGUGGUUGUGGAGGAGGAGGUAAAACCCCGCCCGGCGGUGGUUGUGGUGGAGGAGGUAAAGCCCCGCCGGUGAAGUUGACUGUGAGGAUCCUCAGAGGCCAUGCAUGA